AUGGCGAAUCAGUGUUCUGUGAUUACUGAAGAAUCAGUGGAGGAACAAGUUCCUGUCACUACCACAGUUCCAAGAAAUGAUGUGAGAUCAUCAGUUUCUAUCGAUAUUUCGAAUCAGGCAAGUCCUUAUUUCUUGCAUUCCAAUGAGAAUCCCUCACUUGUAUUGGUUUCAACGUUGAUGAAUGGUAAGAACUACCAUGGUUGGGCCAGAGCCAUGAAAAUGGCUUUAGUAUCGAAGAACAAAUUUUCAUUUGUUAAUGGAACCAUAUCAGUUCCAGAUUUUUUAGAUCCAAGAUAUGCAGCAUGGGAGAGGUGCAACACCAUGGUUCUUUCAUGGUUGCAUUGUUCAAUUUAUGAUUCUAUUUCUCAGUCAACUUUGUGGAUGGAUAAAGCUUCGGAUGUUUGGAAUGAUCUCAAAGAGAGAUUUUCGCAAGCUGAUAUCUUCAGAAUUUCAGAUCUGCAAGAUGAUCUUUACAAGUUACGUCAAAGUGAUACCUCUGUGACAAACUAUUAUACACAAUUGAAAAUUUUGUGGGAUGAAUUAGAGGCAUUACAGCCAACUCUAACGUGCCAGUGCACUCAUCCUUGCUGUUCAAUAACAUCAGAAGUGAAAGCUAUAAGAGAAAGAGAUUAUUCAAUCCGAUUUCUCAAAGGAUUGAAUGACCAGUUUUCAAAUGUAAGGUCUCAGAUAAUGUUGACGAGUCCAUUACCUUCGGUGAAUCGUGCAUUUUCCCUGGUUAUGCAGCAAGAGAGACAGCUGCAUCUAGAAGGAGCCUUCACUAAUAAAGAAACUCAUAGAAUUUUUUAUAAUUCUGGUGAUCAAUCACAAAGCAGAGGCAGAUCUCAAGUACGUGGUAGAGGACGUGGUACAUUCAUAGGCAGAGGAACAGGAGGUCCUUCGAGACUUUGUACAUACUGUGGGAAAACAAAUCACACAGUUGAAACUUGUUUCGAAAAAUAUGGGUAUCCCCUUGGUUUCAAUCAAAGAGGAGCACCUCACAAGGCUAAUGUUACAGCUGUACCACAGGAACAAAUGGCACCCUCGAUGGAGAGCAUGCAAAGUUCAGGAGAUAGUUUCACUAAUCACCAAUAUCAGACAAUUUUUGAAAUGAUUCAGCAUUCACUCCAACAAGGAGGACCUCACACUAGCAACAUGAUUCAAGGAAAGUCUUUCAAUGCAGACACAACAGAUUCCUCAUCAGGUAUCUUUACUAAGCAAUGGAUAUUAGAUACGGGUGCCACUGAUCAUAUUACAUGUUCCUAUAUGAAUUUGUCUUACGUUCACAAGAUUAAGCCAAUUGCUAUUUUCCUGCCAAAUGGAGGUCAAGUCUUUUCACAUUUUUCUGGUACUGUUCAACUAUCAGAAUCUCUCAAAUUGACAAAUGUACUGUUUGUUAAAGAAUUCAAGGUGAACUUAAUAUCAGUUGCUAAACUGGUCAUGGCAUCUAACUAUCAGGUGAUUUUUUAG
Gastrolobium bilobum is the source of this 1467-nucleotide messenger RNA. RefSeq lists its product as uncharacterized. Lineage: Eukaryota; Viridiplantae; Streptophyta; Magnoliopsida; Fabales; Fabaceae. The record is from RefSeq and is a predicted model, not a curated record. The coding region runs from base 1 to 1467 and encodes 488 amino acids. The transcript has a single exon.